Molecule: messenger RNA, 3331 nt
Organism: Momordica charantia (bitter melon)
Lineage: Eukaryota; Viridiplantae; Streptophyta; Magnoliopsida; Cucurbitales; Cucurbitaceae
Source: RefSeq, a predicted model, not a curated record
GAUGACAUUGAAAAUGCUAGUUUGGGGGCAUACCAAGACAGGCCAAGGACUUUCCCUGACAUGCGUAAUAAAGUCAACACCCCAUUGGAAUUGCAGAAGGAAUUCUGAUGAAGUAGAUGGCAAGCUUCUGAUGUGGAGUAACCAACCACGAGGCAGCGCAGUUAACGUAUAGGAUUGACUCAGUUGAGAGGAUUCUAUAUCUCAUAAGGCAACCCUGGUCGAAGAUCGAAGGUGUUCCUUGGGCAGUUUAGGCGAGAGGCCGUGAGUAAGAUCCUGGAUGGAAUGGCCUAAUCUGACGCCGGACCGCUUGACCGCUUCUUCUACCUCCAUCACGCCUCUUCUUUAAAACUCGACAAAAGGGCUGGCGUCGAGUACGUUGAAGUAAGUCUUGGACAGUGAACUCAAAUCUCGGAAGGAGAAGGGUCACUGCUUCAAGUGCAAUGAGAAAUUUACUUCAGGUCAUCGUUGUAAAAAGAAGUGUUACAAGUUCUACUGUGCCUUAAUGAAGGAGACGAACACACUGCAACGACCGUGGAGGAGGAACUCAGUAUUGAAGAAGCACCAGUCACAAGAACCAGUGUUUUCAAGGUGCACCCAGGCGAGCGCCUAUGGUGAGGGGCGAUGCGAGGAAUGAGUUGGUCGGUUGAGUGAUUGGCUAGGCGAGCACCUUCAAUAAGGAGCUCGCCAUUUGUGCCUUUCAGUCGCCAUGAACAUGUCUUCAUGGCAAAUAUUUCGAAUUUUGAUGGGGAUAAAUAUUCGUGUUCUCUUAGUACUUCUUCUCUUUGCAUUUGGAUUAAUCUUCUACAUUGGAGCAAGCACUUCCCCUAUUAUCGUGUUUGUCUUCUCAAUUUGCAUUGUCAGCUUCUGCUUUUCAAUAUAUCUUACUAAAUGGGUGCUCUUGAAAGAUGAAGGGCCACAGGAGAUGGCUCAGAUUUCGGAGGCAAUACGUGAUGGGGCAGAAGGUUUCUUUAGGACGCAGUAUGGUACCAUCUCUAAAAUGGCUAUGUUACUUGCCGUAGUUAUUCUUUGCAUAUAUUUAUUUCGAAGUACUACUCCUCAACAAGAAUCUUCUGGGAUAGGGAGGUCAACAUCUGCUUACAUUACUGUUUCAGCGUUUCUGUUAGGAGCUUUGUGUUCAGGUAUUGCGGGGUAUGUUGGAAUGUGGGUUUCAGUUCGUGCAAAUGUUAGGGUCUCUAGUGCUGCAAGGCGGUCUGCGAGGGAGGCAUUGCAGAUUGCUGUCCGUGCUGGUGGUUUUUCUGCCAUAGUUGUUGUUGGCAUGGCUGUUAUUGGUAUAGCCAUCCUGUAUGCUGCAUUUCAUUUUUGGUUGGAUGUGGGUUCGCCAGGUUCAACAAAGGUUACUGACUUGCCUCUUCUCCUCGUGGGUUAUGGUUUUGGAGCUUCUUUCGUUGCUCUAUUUGCUCAGUUGGGUGGUGGUAUCUAUACAAAAGCUGCUGAUGUUGGAGCAGACCUUGUUGGAAAAGUUGAGCAGGGAAUACCAGAAGAUGAUCCAAGAAAUCCUGCAGUUAUUGCAGAUUUGGUUGGAGACAAUGUGGGUGAUUGUGCUGCUAGAGGUGCAGAUCUUUUUGAAAGUAUCGCUGCUGAAAUCAUUAGUGCUAUGAUACUUGGGGGAACAAUGGCACAACGCUGUAAAAUUGAAGAUCCAUCUGGUUUCAUUUUGUUUCCGCUGGUAGUGCACUCCUUUGAUCUGGUGAUUUCAUCAAUUGGCAUUCUCUCUAUUAGGAGGGGUACUCGUGAAUCUGGUGUGAAGGGUCCCAUAGAGGAUCCAAUGACUAUACUGCAGAGAGGAUAUUCUGUGACUAUUGUUUUGGCUGUUCUAACGUUUAGUGUGUCUACCCGGUGGUUGCUUCAUACUGAACAAGCUCCUUCUGCAUGGUUCAACUUUGCCUUGUGUGGAUUGGUCGGUAUUAUAACUGCUUAUAUUUUUGUCUGGAUCACCAAAUACUACACUGACUACAAGCAUGAGCCUGUGCGUACAUUAGCACUUUCUAGCUCCACAGGCCAUGGGACAAAUAUAAUUGCUGGAAUCAGCUUGGGCCUGGAAUCAACAGCACUUCCUGUUCUUGUUAUUAGUGUGUCGAUUGUUUCGGCAUUCUGGUUGGGUCACACAUCAGGACUUGUGGACGAAGCUGGAAAUCCAACUGGUGGGCUAUUUGGUACUGCUGUAGCAACAAUGGGAAUGCUCAGCACUGCUGCCUACGUUCUCACAAUGGAUAUGUUUGGGCCAAUAGCUGAUAAUGCAGGUGGAAUUGUUGAGAUGAGUCAGCAGCCGGAAAGUGUUCGGGAGAUCACCGAUCUUCUUGAUGCAGUAGGUAACACAACUAAAGCGACCACAAAAGGUUUUGCCAUUGGCUCUGCAGCACUUGCAUCCUUCCUACUUUUUAGUGCUUAUAUGGAUGAGGUAGCUGCAUUUGCUCAGGAACCUUUUAAACAGGUAGAUAUUGCAAUUCCAGAAGUUUUUGUUGGUGGUUUGUUGGGUUCCAUGCUUAUUUUUCUUUUUAGUGCGUGGGCUUGCGCUGCUGUUGGCCGAACAGCCCAAGAGGUUGUAAAGGAAGUAAGAAGACAGUUCAUUGAAAGGCCUGGUAUAAUGGACUAUACGGAGAAACCAGAAUAUGGACGCUGUGUUGCUAUUGUAGCAUCAGCAUCUUUAAGGGAGAUGAUAAAACCUGGUGCUUUGGCUAUCAUUUCUCCUAUGGCAGUUGGCUUCCUGUUUAGAAUAUUGGGACACUAUACUGGGCAUCCGCUUCUAGGGGCCAAGGUUGUUGCUGCAAUGCUGAUGUUUGCAACAGUUUCCGGUAUUCUCAUGGCCCUUUUUCUGAACACAGCAGGGGGUGCCUGGGAUAAUGCGAAGAAGUAUAUAGAGACCGGGGUUCUCGGAGGAAAAGGUAGUGAUUGUCAUAAAGCAGCUGUAACUGGGGACACCGUAGGAGACCCAUUCAAGGACACAGCGGGGCCUUCGCUUCACGUUCUCAUAAAAAUGCUCGCUACCAUAACGCUGGUCAUGGCCCCCAUCUUUCUGUAAAGAUUGAUCCUGCAGCAGCAACACCCCCUUCUGUUUUGCAUUCUACCCACAGGCACACCCUCAACAAAUCCUUCCCAUUUUUGUUUUAUGAUUCAAAUAAAAAUUGUACUAGUUUUUUUGGUUAAGAGUAAUGUCCUAUUUUCUUUUAAACAUUUUCACAUCACUAAGUUUCUAAAUGAGAUUUCUAUUUAUAAUAUUGUAUACUUUUAGAACUAAAUACAUACACGAACAUUCAAACACUUCCUUCCAUUACAUAAUUAUCCAAUAUCCAUCAAAUCAUUGGUAGAUUAA